AAUCAAUGAAUGCAUGAAUGAAGACUUCUAAAAUCUUUAAGAGGUCUUUUGUGUGUCUAAAUAGCUAAAAUGAUGAAGUCUAAGUACAUGAUAUUUCCUUUUGUGCCAAAGGACGCGAGCAAAGCUCUUAAAACCCUUUUAUCUAGAUUAUGGAGACAUCAGAUGAGCGAGUGAACGAAAGUCUGCCGAGGACAGGCCUGCAGAAGAGUCCUGAGUCUGUGCAACAUGAGAAGCGGCUGUUUGAGAGCGCGGGCACGAGCAGGACCACCACUAGAGGCAGCCUUCGCUUUGGGACCCUCAGCCAUCACUCCUUCUUCUCCAGACACAAUCCUCAUCCACACAGAGUCAGGCAUUUGCAAGGGUUGAAUGGCAAGCCGGUUUGCAUGGUGAAUGAUGACUGGUACGGCUUCACCCCUCUCUAUCCGCAUCCACUCAUUAAAAGUCAAGUGUCUGUGAGUCGUUCAGCGGCGUUUCUCACACCUGAGAUCGGCUCAGAUCGCUCUGGACCGCGAGCAGCACUCAUUUCUGAAAGCUGGCGUGAGGAACUGAAGGAUUUGGCCACUAAAGUCAGUCUUUCAGCGGCCGCUGAUGACAAGAGAGAGAAACUCCGAGAUGAGGAAGCUCCUCGCAGGAAGACGCAGUAUUCGGCGCAGUCCGGCCGGAUCAUCCCCACCACGUCCUGGGGAGGGAAGAAACGCAGCAGCCGGACGUCACACAAACGCCUGGGGAUGCAGCGAUGGCAGACGCAGACGCUGGAAGGAGUGGAGCUCAAGGUGCUGGAGCUCUUGUGUCAGAUCCUGCAGACUGAUUCUCUCUCCAUGGUUCAGCAGUGGCUUUUGCUGGCGAGUGACAAAGAGAAAGAGCUGGUUCAGGGGUUACUCCAGCAAGCCAUGGCCGACUCGAGCUCUCUGACCCAGCAGACGUCUGGAUCCCCACUGCUGCCCUUGACGUCUGAAGCUCUGCCGGAUCACGUGUUCCUCAACUCGUCCAUCAGCCAGAGAAAGACCAGUUCUCAUCUCGCGGAGGCGUUACAGAACAAACCAGAGCGGAUCGGGGAGGCAGAAGUUCUCACGCUGUACCCAGAAGACACAUAACACCGCUUCAGUCAUCACCACAACAUCAACAUCAUAUUAAUGUCAUGUUGCUGAAUUAGUUUGCUCUUUUAGCAGUUAUAUUAUUGCAAUCAUCAUAGUGUAAUGCAAUGUUCAUUUUUCACUUAUUGCUAAUAAAGCAUAUACACAGA
This is a messenger RNA of Megalobrama amblycephala (Wuchang bream), 1243 nucleotides long. RefSeq names its product thymus, brain and testes associated (gene tbata). The record is from RefSeq and is a predicted model, not a curated record. The transcript has 9 exons. The coding region runs from base 150 to 1094 and encodes 314 amino acids. NCBI's taxonomy places the organism in Eukaryota, Metazoa, Chordata, Actinopteri, Cypriniformes, Xenocyprididae.